Messenger RNA from Ctenocephalides felis (cat flea), 2577 nucleotides. Its product is annotated as interference hedgehog-like. Gene Ontology annotation, cellular component: plasma membrane; axon. The coding region runs from base 1 to 2577 and encodes 858 amino acids. Gene Ontology annotation, molecular function: protein binding. The transcript is spliced from 15 exons. Gene Ontology annotation, biological process: cell-cell adhesion; axon guidance. The record is from RefSeq and is a predicted model, not a curated record. NCBI's taxonomy places the organism in Eukaryota, Metazoa, Arthropoda, Insecta, Siphonaptera, Pulicidae.
AUGUCGCCUAUUGAUGGGUUCAAUAGACCGCUUGCUCCAAAUGUGCCGCAAUUACCAUCUGGUGCAGUUGUUUUGGAGUCUGUAGCAAUAUCAGACUCGGGUCGGUACACCUGUUCGGCCCUUAAUGAAAUAAAUGAUGAAGUCGCAGCGACAACUCUUGCAUUUAGUCUUCAGGUUUACAGGCCCGAGCAAAGAGAACCGCCAAGAUUUCUUCAACCUCUGCGAUCUUUAUACACUGUCGCAGCAGGAACUCGAGUUCUUCUGGAAUGUGUCGGUGUCGGUGAACCUCAACCAAGUGUUCAAUGGUCUAAGCAGGGUGCAAUUAUUGGGCAAGCAGAUAACAGUAAAGAUGGAACUCAUCACCAAAGAAAUGAUAACAAAUAUACUGGAUUAGAUCCCAUUCAAAUUGGAAACGGAAAAUAUAGAUCAUCUUCGGAUCUUUAUGAGACUUCCGAUCAAAUGAUGGGUAAUGGCGCGGAUGGAAGAACUUUCAACAUGCCGCGAAUUUUAAUCACUGAAUACGGAUUAUUAAUUGAAAAUGCUACACUUCAAGAUACUGGGUUAUAUGAAUGCGCUUUGAUUGAUCCAUCAAGAAGAUACCCGCCUGUCAAACAACAGAUUCGACUAGAUGUUGAAUCUGCACCGGAGUUUCCUGAGAGCUCAUUAAUCCCAAACUCUCAACCACAAUUUAAUUUAUCUCUUUUUGCCGAGGAAGGAUCUCGCAUUGAUUUACAUUGUUCAGCUUUUGGCGUACCGCCUCCGAAGAUCUAUUGGAUGCUAAAUGCUAGACCAGCUGAAACCGAACCAGGGGUCACUGUGGAGAAGGGUUGGAUGAUUAUAGACCCUGUAUCCAGAGCACAUGCUGGUGCUGUGCAAUGCUUCGCAUCGAACAAAGUUGGGGAACGUUAUCGCGCUGGUGUAUUAAGAGUUUCUGUUGCUGAAGUGACUGGUGAAGCAGAAACUGAUAAUAAGAACGCUGAAGGAAUUAAUGGAACAAUAGGGAAGAUGGGUCAUAGACAAUAUGCAGAACCAUCUGAUGGAAAAAGUCUUCCACAUCAUAGGAUGGCUGAUGAUAGACAUCAGGGUGGCAAUCGAUCAAGUGGUACCCCAAAGAAAGGACAUCGCGGCAAAGAAGGCCGUGGAAGAGGCAGGGGUCGUGAUAAGAAACGAAACAAGAAUGUUAUGAUUCCUCCAUCAAGACCAAAUGUUACCCGACUUACAGAUGAAUCUGUAAUGGUUCGGUGGUCAGUGCCAGACAACGAUGGACUUGAAAUUUAUUUUUUCAAGGUGCAAUAUAGGGAUUUAACAGCGUCUUCGCAAACCCAUCAAAGAACUCAUCCGCGCAAAGGAUGGAUAACAACUAAUGACGAAAUACCACCGCACAUAAGAAGCUAUGAAGUUAAUAACCUUGAACCUGAUCAUGUUUAUAGGUUUCACAUAGCAGCUGUAUAUUCCAAUAAUGAUAAUAUGCAAGGACCAAAUUCAGAAAAAUUCCAUCUGCAACGUGGUGAAUUUCUUGGUAAGAGAUUGCUACCUGCUCCGAUACUAAUACGAACUGAAACUUUGGGACCCACCGUCAUACAAAUUCAUUGGCAGUAUAUUCCAGACCCAACACGACCAGCUGAUGGAUUUUACUUAUACUUCCGUCCAGCUUCAACAGCUGGGGAAUAUGUCAAAGAAACGGUAGAUGGCGAAAGGUCUCGGGUUCAUCGCAUCGAGCAUUUAACUCCUGAUACUACAUAUGAGGUCAAAGUGCAGAGUUUUACUGCUGAUGGAGCAUCAGAUUUUUCAGCGAUUUUAACUCAAAGGACCAUGAAACAACCAACUGAGCCCCCCACUCCUAUGGUAAUACUUGAUCACAGACCGUCAUCAGCAGCAUCAGCGUCUGCUUCUUCCGGUUCAUCUGUAGUUAACAUGAAUGAGACUAUGGACAAAGAUAAAAACCGCCAAGGUGAUUCAUCAUCUGGAGCAUUGGCCGUAGGCGGAGGAACUGCUGGCGGUUUAGCUGCUGUUCUGGUGUUAGGUGCUGCUGCAAUUUAUGCCUUGCGAAAGAAAAAGAGAGAAAAGAAUGAGAGAGAUCACAGUGAGCGAGACGAGGGAGAUGAAGAUGGCAGGAUAUCGAGUGAUAAUAAAGAUGGUGAUUUUGCCAACAUACAAGAUAAACAAGAGGGUCAUAUUUCAGAAUCUAAUGGUUAUAUAACAGCAAGCGCUAUUAAUCCACAUAAUAGUUACCAGUUGAAAACUGUUCAAAUCACCGCCAAUGGAUGUGCAAGAGUUAAUAUUACAUCUAAUCCGCUGGCUGAAGAACAAUCUGAUAAAAAUGCAAGCGUGACACUGACCGAGCUCGAGAUGGAAAUGUCCUUGCUCUCCCAGAACAACAACAUGUCUGGUAGUUCUUCCGGAAGUGCUGCCAACAAUAGUGAUUCGAUGGAUAAACGACAAUAUAGUGGCGCAGCAUGUCCAGGCCAUGGCCAACCAUCUCUUCACAAGAAAAUGAUGAGAAAUGGCGGACUUCAGGUAUCAAGGAGAAACGAAGUGAAUAUGAAUAGCAACAGCAGUAUCGAAAACUAUGUGUGA